This is a messenger RNA of Felis catus (domestic cat), 2216 nucleotides long. It is a transcript of the gene NUBP2, whose product is annotated as nucleotide binding protein 2. The transcript has 7 exons. The record is from RefSeq and is a predicted model, not a curated record. Gene Ontology annotation, cellular component: cytosol. Gene Ontology annotation, molecular function: ATP binding; 4 iron, 4 sulfur cluster binding; ATP-dependent FeS chaperone activity. Lineage: Eukaryota; Metazoa; Chordata; Mammalia; Carnivora; Felidae. The coding region runs from base 1124 to 1759 and encodes 211 amino acids. Gene Ontology annotation, biological process: iron-sulfur cluster assembly.
CGCGCGGCUCGAAGUCGUGCUCGGUCCGGUCCGAGUCCUCGGGGCAGACCUGGGGCAGGCACUGUGUGCUUUUGUGACAGAGACCCACCAGAAGCCGGGCCAGUUGUCCCUCUCGGUUUUUCUUGUGGAGGCUUUGCAGGUGGGGGCCUUUGAACCUACCCAUGGAGCGUUGAGCAGGGGGGUGGUAUCAGCACCGUUGUUUGUGGAGCCCGCCUGAGGACCCGGGCUCGCAGCGACGGUGGUGGGGAAAGUCGCUUGUCGGACACGGGGCAGGAGUCUGGAUGGUGAGGGCCAGAGGGCGCUGAGGUAACAAGAGAGUGUCGCACAGGGGUUGCGUGGAUGCAGAUGGCAGCCCCUGGGGGUGGCAGGGGUGGGAAUGGUGAAUAUUCAGUGACAUUUCAGGCUCCCUGAAAGGAGAGGGAGGCUGAGGCAGAGUGGCCAACGGCCAGCGGGGAUCCACGGUUGUUGGACCCGGGCCCUCAUGGGGAACAGCCAAGGAUGCAGGUGCAAACUGUGGCCACCCUAAUGCACGUGGGGUUUAAGGACCAGUCUGAGUCAGAGAGGCGGUUCUGGUCCCCGGAGCCAGAAGCGUCCUUCCCGAGAAGAGGACGCUGGGCACCCACAGGUCCGUCCUAGGAGCGGGGGCGGGGGCCGCCCCAGCACAGACGCACCUGCCAUCGGUCACGAUGAGCCGAUCCCCCAUCGUCUUCCGUGUUUGCCUGUUUCCCCCUGGAGUCAGCUGGGAGCCAGCAGCCCCUCGGCUCAUCGACCACGUGCGGGCCGCGUGUGAGCGAGCUCACAGGUGUGCAGUGUAAGGGGCGGCUCGAGGCCGGUCAGUCCCGCCCCAGCAGCCUGGCUGCAGGCAGGGGCUGUGGUGGCAGCAUUCAGAAAACCCGAGGGUCAAAUCUGGGGCUGGGCGACUGGAAGACCUUCCGCCUGGGGUGUUUGCUGAUGUCAGGAGGCUGGAAACCUGGCAGGCGUCCAGCACAUCAUCCUCGUGCUCUCAGGAAAGGGGGGGGUCGGGAAAAGCACCAUCUCCACGGAGCUGGCCUUGGCCCUGCGCCAUGCAGGCAAGAAGGUGGGGAUCCUCGACGUGGACCUGUGCGGUCCCAGCAUCCCCCGCAUGCUUCGGGCACAGGGCAGGGCCGUGCACCAGUGUGACGGCGGCUGGGUGCCCGUCUAUGUGGACCAGGAGCAGAGCAUCUGCCUCAUGUCCGUGGGCUUUCUGCUGGAGAACCCCGACGAGGCCGUGGUGUGGAGGGGGCCCAAGAAGAAUGCGCUGAUAAAGCAGUUCGUGUCGGACGUGGCCUGGGGGCAGCUGGACUACCUGGUUGUAGACACGCCACCGGGGACGUCUGAUGAGCACAUGGCCACCGUGGACGCCCUGCGUCCCUACGGUCCCCUGGGGGCCCUCGUGGUCACCACACCCCAGGCGGUGUCCGUGGGGGACGUGAGGCGGGAGCUGACCUUCUGUAGGAAAACGGGGCUGCGGGUGCUCGGGGUGGUGGAGAACAUGAGCGGUUUCAUCUGCCCACACUGCGCGGAGUGCACCAGCAUCUUCUCCCGGGGAGGCGGGGAGGAGCUGGCCAGUCACGCCGGAGUCCCCUUCCUGGGCUCUGUGCCCCUGGACCCAGAGCUCACUAAGAGCCUAGAGGAGGGUCGAGACUUCAUCCGGGAAUUUCCUGAGAGCCCAGCCUUCCCUGCGCUCCUGUCUAUAGCCCAGAAAGUUCUGACCGAGGCGCCUGCUCGCGUCCCCUGAUCGAACCCUCCCCCCCCCCCGGCCCAGCCCCCCCCCCCCCACGGGCCUCCUGGCUGAGUAUAUGCAGACCCAAGCAGAAGGGUGUGGGGCCAGCAUUCCCUCCCUCAGCCCUGCCCCUGGAGCCAGUCCGGUGCUCCCGUAGCAUCUGGACAGCAGAGCGGCUGACAGUGAGUGGUUCCCCCAGGUUGGCCCGUGGCAGGGCCCAGGGGGACGUGUGGGGUCCCGGUGGCCUGAGCUCUCCCUGGCUGGCACGUUCCCACUUGGUCUCACGGUGCUCAAACGGCAGCCGUCUCCCCCUGGGCCCCAAAGCCCACGUGCCUGGAAAAUCGUUGGGGCCUCUGCUGUCCUCGGGACUCCUGUGACAGAAGGGGGGUGGUGACAGAAGAGAGUGUCGUGAGGUGUUAAGCUUGUCACUUCAAAGGAACCCACAAUUAAAUGUUCUCCCCUCCACCCCUCA